Messenger RNA from Aureobasidium pullulans EXF-150, 937 nucleotides. RefSeq lists its product as uncharacterized. The coding region runs from base 107 to 820 and encodes 237 amino acids. The transcript is spliced from 2 exons. Lineage: Eukaryota; Fungi; Ascomycota; Dothideomycetes; Dothideales; Saccotheciaceae. The record is from RefSeq and is a predicted model, not a curated record.
UGGUUGACCGACAACACAGGAGUCAAUCCUACAGGCUACAGCUACGAUUGGCCGGCACAGACACUCACUAUUCUUGCCCCGCUCCCUGCAUCCACCCCUGGGCAGGAUGCUCAGCUCGGGUCCAAUGUACACACACCCGUCAAAAAAUCUGCGGUGCUGGAAAGACUCGCUGCCCAGAUGGGCAAUCAAUCAUCUCACCCGAGAGCUGUGCAGAAUCUGUCAGAGGUAUUGGUUUGACAUGAAUGUAAAGCGACCACUCCUUUCCAUCGCUUUCCCCUCUCUCUACCCUAUUGGAAGUGCCGAGUUUUGUCGUCCUCGUCCUCAAAGCAUUUCCUUUCCUGGGUACAUAUCUCAUUUAAUCCGUCAGAGUGACCUACGCUACAUUCAGCACCCCCAAUGGCUGUAUGUUUGCUUCAACCUGUUGCUCAGCCAGCAGAUACAAGGUCGUACCAAGUAUCUCGCCUCCAGAUCGCCGGCAACUCUUACACAAGCCGACACUGAGCAAGCCAUUGCCGAAGAGGAAGACUCCCCACUGCUGAGAUAUCUUGUCAAUGAUUUGAAAGUCGUCAGCGGCUUGACUCCUCUCUGGAAGAUGAAGCGUCAACAACUCAAGGCUAUGAGUGAUGUCCUUGGACCUCCCCAUCUCUUUCUCACCCUUACAGCUGCCAAUCAUGAAUGGACAUCUCUGCUUCGCCUCCUACCAGACAUCAUACCAGCCAGUACCCAUGCCGAGAUCCGUACUGCCGUCAUUCGAAACCCUCACAUUGUCCUUCAUCACGUUAUGAAGAGAAAGGAGUUGUUUAUGGAUAUGAUCUUCUAGCGAAAGUUUGAUGUCAAGGAGAUGUGGUUGAGAUAUGAGUAUCAGUCUACAGGCGCUGUUUAUGCUCACGCCCUAUCUUGGAGUCACAAUGCUCCGCCUUACAGGAACCCUGACGAU